AUGGCCCGCCUUCUCGAUGGGAAAGUCGUUAUCAUUACAGGCUGUAGUACCGGGAUAGGGCGAGCUACCGCGAUCGAAUGUGCCCGUCAUGGUGCAAAACUCGUCCUGCACCACAUCGGAGACGCACAAGCGAAAUUAGACAUAUUCGAUCUCAAAAAAGACAUUGAAGCAUUCGAAAAGGGAUCUAAAGAGGUGAGAGCGAUCGAUAUUGCUACAAAUAUCACAGACGAUGGAGCCGGGAAACGCCUUGUUGAUGCGGCCGUGUCGGCAUUUGGGGAAGUCAAUGGUCUUGUCAACAACGCCGGUAUCUGUCAGUUUACAGAUUUCGACGCGGUGACCAAAGACCAAGCCGAGAAGCAUAUGGCCGUCAAUUAUCAUGGCACCUUCGGGAUAACCCAAGCUGUCGUCCGACAGAUGAUCCGCCAAGGUAAAGGAGGCUCUAUCGUCUCCAUUGCCUCGGUUUGCGCAACCGUAGGCUCUGCACAACUAGCCCAUUACUCGGCCACUAAGGCCGCAGUUUUGGGUAUGACCGUCAGCUGCGCAGUCGCGAUGGGUCGUCAUGGCAUACGGUUCAAUGCCGUAAGCCCUGGCACCGUCGAGACAGGCAUGAAUAAAGGAGAUCUCGUGGGGUCGAAGAGGGAAUGGAUGGAAUCUAGGGUACCACUUGGAAGGCUAGGGGUACCGCAGGAUAUUGCAAAGCCGGUCGUCUUCUUCAUCAGCGAUAUGGCGGAGUAUGUUUCGGGGCAGAACCUUAUUGUGGAUGGUGCUUCAACUGUUUAUUACCAAUGA
Molecule: messenger RNA, 789 nt
Organism: Annulohypoxylon truncatum
Lineage: Eukaryota; Fungi; Ascomycota; Sordariomycetes; Xylariales; Hypoxylaceae
Exons: 3
Coding region: 1-789 (262 amino acids)
Molecular function (GO): oxidoreductase activity, acting on the CH-OH group of donors, NAD or NADP as acceptor
Source: RefSeq, a predicted model, not a curated record